AGCAGAUGUAUAGUGUGCCAGACCCUUGAGUGCACAAACAAGGCCCCACUAAAUACUUGACGCGCCACGCCAAACCACCUCUUAGCAACACCACCACUCAGCUUGCUCCCAACUGUUCAACCUGCAAAUAUCUUGUUCCUUCCAGCUACCGUAACCACUUCGCAUACAUCAUGUCUGACUCGCCUACAAGCAAUCCCGAUGAGGCCGACCAGUCCAAGAAGAUCGCAUUCCGUUUCUGCUCCGAGUGCUCCAACUUGCUCUACCCAAAAGAGGACAAGAUAAACGCCAGGCUCAUGUUCGCCUGCCGUACCUGCCAAUAUGCCACCGAAGCCCUCACUCCCAUGGUGACCCGCAAGGAAGUCAGCAGCUCUGCUGGCGACACUGCUGGUCUGACGGAUGAUAUUGGUCAAGAUCCAACGCUGCCCCGAGUCGAAAAGCUUUGUCCCAAAUGCGGCGAGAACGAAGCUGUCUUUUUCCAAUCGCAGCAGCGGUCCAGCGAAACGGGAAUGAAAUUAUACUACGUAUGUUGCACAUGUGGGCAAGUAUGGCAAGAUGCCACGCCUGCUAAACGAUAGCCAUAUUACGAGGUUCGGUUCUAAAAACGCACAUGUAAAAAGGUGUCAAGGGUUUCGAGGAACACUGGGAAAUCGGCAUCAACCUGGAGUUUGGAGUCAAACACAUCUGCACUUUGGAGAAAUCAUGGGCCCUGGUUGGCUAGGAGUUAGUUUACGCUGCAAAUACCCGAAAAUGAUGGAGAUUGUUGAUACAAUUCUAUAUACAAAA
Messenger RNA from Pseudovirgaria hyperparasitica, 783 nucleotides. RefSeq lists its product as uncharacterized. The record is from RefSeq and is a predicted model, not a curated record. Gene Ontology annotation, cellular component: RNA polymerase II, core complex. Gene Ontology annotation, molecular function: zinc ion binding; nucleic acid binding; DNA-directed RNA polymerase activity. Gene Ontology annotation, biological process: maintenance of transcriptional fidelity during transcription elongation by RNA polymerase II; transcription-coupled nucleotide-excision repair; DNA-templated transcription. The transcript has 5 exons. Lineage: Eukaryota; Fungi; Ascomycota; Dothideomycetes; Acrospermales; Acrospermaceae. Bases 171 to 575 code for a protein of 134 amino acids.